Messenger RNA from Aureobasidium musti, 3342 nucleotides. The record is from the annotation of a GenBank genome assembly. Lineage: Eukaryota; Fungi; Ascomycota; Dothideomycetes; Dothideales; Saccotheciaceae.
AUGCCUGUCGUCCCACCCGAGAAGCUCAUCAAGCUUCAGCAUGCCGCCGAUGGCAUUCGAAACAUUUGCAUCCUUGCUCACGUCGACCACGGCAAGACAUCGCUAUCAGAUGCCCUCAUUGCCACAAAUGGAAUCAUUUCACCAAAGCUGGCCGGCAGGAUACGCUACCUUGACUCGAGGCCCGAUGAACAGCUCAGAGGAAUCACCAUGGAGUCCUCGGCCAUUUCCUUGUACUUUUCCCUCUUAAAACGCUCUGCGCCAGACGCCGCCCCCGAGCAAAAAGAAUACCUUAUCAACCUCAUAGACUCUCCCGGACACAUAGACUUCAGCAGCGAGGUAUCCACUGCUUCAAGACUAUGCGAUGGUGCCGUAGUGCUGGUAGACGCUAUAGAAGGUGUCUGUAGUCAGACUGUCACCGUUUUGCGACAAUGUUGGAAUGAAAAGCUCAAGCCUUUGCUUGUCAUUAACAAAAUGGACCGCCUCAUUACCGAAUGGAAGAUGGGGCCUCAAGAAGCCUACACACAUUUGAAUAAGGUCAUCGAACAGGUAAAUGCUGUCAUGGGUAGCUUUUUCCAAGGCGAGCGUAUGGAAGACGACUUGCGCUGGCGUGAGAGGGUCGAAGAGCGCGUCACUGCAAAAUCUACAAAGGACACUGUCGUCGAGGAUGGUACCACUGCCCCUACCUCCGAUGUUCCUGCCGAGUAUGAGGAGAAGAGUGACGAGGACAUUUACUUUGCUCCCGAGAACAACAAUGUCAUCUUCAGUAGUGCCAUAGACGGAUGGGCCUUUACACCUCGUCAAUUUGCUGCCAUUUACGACAAGAAACUCGGCAUGAAGCGCGAGAUCCUGGAAAAGACCCUUUGGGGCGACUUCUACCUUGAUCCAAAAACUAAACGUGUGCUCGGGAGUAAGCACUUGAAGGGCAGAAAUUUGAAGCCCAUGUUUGUCCAGCUCGUUCUCGAGCCCAUCUGGGCUGUCUACGAAGCAACUACAGGCGGAGAUCAUGGAAAGGGUGAUCCAGCCCUCCUCGAGAAGAUCACAAAGUCCUUGAACCUUACCAUUCCUCAGCACAUUAAGCGUUCACGCGACCCCCGUGCUUUAUUAACCACCGUCUUUGCAAGUUGGUUGCCGCUUUCUACUGCUCUCCUAGUGUCAGUAAUCGAGCACCUGCCUUCUCCUGUCAAUGCUCAGGCAGCUCGCAUCCCGCCGCUCCUGGAGGCUUCUCCCGGCUUUGAUCACAUCGAUCCAAAGGUGACUACUGCCAUGACAGAGUCUAGGAAGUCGACAGAGGAACCUGUUGUUGCUUAUGUCAGUAAGAUGGUUUCGGUACCAGAGAGUGAGCUUCCCAUCAACAAGCGACGUGGAGGCGCACUCACCGCAGAAGAGGCUCGCGAGUUGGGUCGCAAGAAGAGAGCUGAAAUCGCCAAGGCACAAGCCCUUGCGAGUGGCGAAAAUCCUGAUGUCGAUGCUGUUGCUGAUGCUCUUAGCACGGUGGCUAUUGGAGAGGAUGAUGAUGCCGACGCCGCGCCUAACGAUAAUGAGGAAGCAGAGCAAGAAGACAGAGAACACCUUAUCGGUUUCGCACGUUUGUAUUCGGGUACCUUGACUGUCGGUCAGGAAGUAUACGUCCUGCCGCCCAAGUUUACCCCAGCUAACCCGAGAGCCGCACCCGAACCCAAGAAGGUUACAAUCACUGCUUUGUACCUUCUCAUGGGUCGUAGUUUGGAGGCUCUCAACUCUGUUCCUGCAGGCUCCGUGGUUGGUAUCGGUGGUCUUGAAGGGGCCAUCUUGAAGUCGGGCACUCUCUGUUCUCAACUCGAUGGCGCACCCAACCUCUCUUCAUCAUCUGCUAUCAGCACCAAUGCCCCCAUUGUCCGCGUUGCAGUCGAGCCCGCGUGGCCGGCAGAUCUGGACAAGAUGGUCAAGGGUUUACGCUUGCUUGAACAAGCCGACCCAGCAGUCUUGUAUGAGCAGCUAGAGAGCGGUGAACACGUUAUCCUUACCGCUGGCGAACUGCAUCUGGAACGCUGCUUGAAGGAUCUUCGUGAACGCUUCGCCAAAUGUGACGUUCAAGCUGGAGAGGUCAUUGUGCCUUACAGAGAAGGCAUCACCAACUACGUCGCCUCAUCAACCACGGAGAAUAGAGAAGAGAUGAACCCACCCAAGUACCCCGAACUAGGAAGAGGCAGAGUCGAUGUUGUCACCACGAGUAAGCAGAUCACGGUGCGUCUGAGUGUACGACCUCUACCUGAGUCAGUUACGCACUUCCUUGUCAAGAACACGGCUGCAAUCAAGAGACUCUAUUCCGAGAAGAAGGCAGUGCAACAGGAUUCUCCUGCUGCUGCCGAGGAGUCCGAAGAACAAGAGACUGAACAUGAAGCCGGCAACGAUGUUGGCACUGUUGAGUUGGGCCGAACAUUGUCUAUGAAUGAAUUCAAGACUCAAUUGGGUGCAGCAUUUGCUGAACUCAAGGGUGAGAAGGAGGUUUGGCAAGAUGCCACCGAAAAGAUUACAGCCUUUGGACCUCGUAGAGUAGGACCGAAUGUUCUCAUUGAUGCCACCAAAGGAGGUAUCUGCGGNAAAAUUGUAAGUGCCAAAUCGACCCCUUAUGAUGUUAGAAUGCUAACGUGUUGUAGCCUGCGUGAUGUGAAAGACGAUAAUGAUGAGUCGAAUGGUACAGACGCCCGACCUGAUCAACUACGAGCUCAAGACUUUGUCGACAAGAUCACCUAUGCCUUCCAGCUUGCUACAAACCAAGGCCCUCUCUGCAACGAACCUAUGCAAGGCGUUGCUGUUUUCGUCGAAGAUAUCACCAUCAACAAGACCGAUGACGAGCAACAGAACAUGGGCCGCCUAACUGGUGAAGUGAUCAAGUCUACACGAGACAGCAUCCGUCAAGGCUUCUUUGACUGGAGUCCUCGUCUGCUCCUGGCCAUGUACAGUUGCGAAAUUCAAGCUUCCGCCGAGGUUCUGGGUCGUGUGUAUGCAGUCAUUACUAGACGCCGCGGCCGAAUCAUCUCCGAAUCUCUCCUCGAACCCUCGCCCAACUUCACCAUUCUGGCCUUGUUGCCUGUCGCAGAAAGUUUCGGUUUCUCGGAUGAGAUCCGUAAGCGAACUUCGGGUGCUGCCAGCCCUCAACUUGUCUUCGAAGGCUUCGAAAUGCUGGAUGAAGACCCCUUCUGGGUUCCCAGAACUGAGGAAGAGAUCGAAGACCUUGGUGAAAAGGGUGACCGAGAGAAUGUUGCUAAGCGAUACGUCGACGCUGUCAGAGAGCGCAAGGGUCUGUUCGUCCAACGAAAGGUUGUCGAGCAUGGAGAGAAGCAGAAGACCUUGAAACGUUGA